UGUCACUUUUUAGAGAUCAAUGAGAUAGUGCAGAUAUACACAGAUCUAGACUCCAGGAGACGAUGCGACAUUCAGACUGAAAAGAUUUGGAAGGCAAAAAAUGAAAACUGAUUGUUGAAUGAAAUAAAAAGCUAAGGUAACUUAAGAUUAUAGAACCAUGUUGACACUACCAUUUGAUGAGUCUGUUGCAAUGCCAGAAACCCAGAUGUGUAGAAAGUUUUCCAGAGAAAGUGAUGACCAAAAGGAAAUGAAGAAUCCAGAAAGCUUUUCAAAGCAGAUCAUCCUGCAAGGAAAGAAUAUUAAAAGACCUCCUGGAGAAGACACAGAAAAGGAAGAGGAGGAGGAGGAGAGAGAAGAGGAGGAUGAGAAUGGGUUGCCGAGGCGAAGGGGCCUUCGGAAAAAGAAGACGAGCAAAAUAAGGAUGGAAAGGAUUAAAUUCAGGCGUCAAGAAGCCAAUGCUAGAGAGAGGAACCGUAUGCAUGGCCUUAAUGAUGCUCUGGACAAUUUAAGGAAAGUGGUCCCUUGUUAUUCUAAAACACAAAAACUGUCCAAAAUAGAAACUUUACGACUAGCCAAGAAUUAUAUUUGGGCUCUUUCUGAAAUCCUGCGAAUUGGCAAAAGACCCGACCUGCUUACCUUCGUCCAAAACUUGUGCAAGGGUCUGUCCCAGCCAACUACAAACUUGGUGGCUGGAUGCUUGCAGCUGAAUGCCAGAAGUUUCUUAAUGGGCCAGGCAGGUGAAGGCACCCAUCAUACCCGCACACCCUACUCUACCUUCUAUCCUCCCUACCACAGCCCGGAGCUUGGCACCCCCCCAGGGCAUGGGACUCUUGACAACUCCAAAUCCAUGAAACCAUACAGUUACUGCAGUGCUUAUGAGUCCUUCUAUGAAAGCACUUCCCCUGAGUGUGCCAGCCCACAGUUUGAAGGUCCCUUAAGUCCUCCCCCAAUUAACUAUAAUGGGAUAUUUUCCCUGAAGCAAGAAGAAAGCUUGGACUAUGGCAAAAAUUACAAUUACAGCAUGCAUUACUGUGCAGUGCCACCCAGGGGUCCCCUUGGGCAGAGCUCCAUGUUUAGGUUGCCUACUGAGAGCCACUUCCCUUACGACUUACAUCUGCGCAGCCAGUCUCUCAACAUGCAAGAUGAAUUGAAUGCAGUUUUUCAUAAUUAAUGAGGAAAAUGAAAAUAAACAGUGGUCAUUCACCUCCCCAUCUAAUUAAGAGCAAGCAGAUGCUUGGGCACUGCAUAAUUGGCACAAUUCUAUUUUAAAUAUUUACUAGUUCCUAAAGUGUGUUUCAACUAUUGUGAGGAUUUUUUCUAUGUAUUAAUAAACCCUUUUUCUGAUAAGAAUUUUUUUUGUCUGCAAUCACUGUGAGAAUAUGUUUCUUCCAGGGGUUUUCUCUCUCCUUUUUAACUUCUUAUUUCCCAAUUUGUUUUGAUUUGUUGAGCAGUGUGUCUGAACAAUAUUACUAAAAUAAAAGCAUACACACUGUGUAAAGUCAAUGUCUAUUUUGACUGUACAGUAAUUAUUCAAAUGCAUGUUAUUGAAAUCAGAUUAAUUAAAAUGAUGUAUUUAUAAUCGGUAGAAAAUACAUAUUAUGUAUUCAGGAGAACUGGAUUAAAAAUAUUAAGAACUUUAAAGUAAUUAUCCAGAACUGAGAUGGGCUUACAAUAUGCAGAGGUGAGAGGACAGAAAUGUUGAAAGCUAUGCAAAAAAAAAAAAAAAAAAAAAAGGCAAACAAACAAAAAAAUAUUUUGGAUUGUUGGUUUGUUGGAUUGUUUUUGGAUUGUUGGUUUUCGGGAAGCUAAGUAAAAACAGUGAUUGUCAUUGACAUUAUUCAGCCUGACUUUAGACUGUUGACUGCUGACAGAGGCCUCAUGAUCAUAUUUAGAAAAUGUUGUCAAAAAUUUGCCUCAGUUAUUUUGACCAUACAUAUUCAGCACUUUUUUUUUUGUAUUAUUCUGACUUCAGAUGUAAAGGUUUGUUAUAAAAAUGUAUAACUGUGGUUUCUCACUACGUACUUUAUAUGCAAUUAAAGAUAGAUGUUUCCACUUCUAAAAUACAUCUGUUA
Malurus melanocephalus (red-backed fairy wren) is the source of this 2072-nucleotide messenger RNA. RefSeq names its product neuronal differentiation 6 (gene NEUROD6). Gene Ontology annotation, biological process: nervous system development; regulation of DNA-templated transcription. Gene Ontology annotation, molecular function: protein dimerization activity. Bases 158 to 1171 code for a protein of 337 amino acids. The record is from RefSeq and is a predicted model, not a curated record. NCBI's taxonomy places the organism in Eukaryota, Metazoa, Chordata, Aves, Passeriformes, Maluridae. The transcript is spliced from 2 exons.